Caenorhabditis angaria is the source of this 4856-nucleotide messenger RNA. The record is from the annotation of a GenBank genome assembly. Lineage: Eukaryota; Metazoa; Nematoda; Chromadorea; Rhabditida; Rhabditidae.
AUGACAAGUUCACGUGACUACCUGCCAUGUCAUAAAUCGGUUGUAAAUCUAAAUAACCAAUGUGUCUGUCUUGUUGUUUUUGUCUAUUUUCUUGUCAAAAUAUGACAAUCUGUCGGUUGUAAAUCAAGUUUGACCCUGUUCCAACAUCAUCCUAUUUUUGCACAAAACACUUGAUUUACAACCUACCUGUCAUCCGGUUUUUGAUAGGUCAACUCUUAUUCAACACUUUUUAUUUACUUUAACUUUUAUUAAUUCAAUUUCUUUAUCUUUUCCUUUUCAAAACCCUCGUUUUAAUGCAAAAAUUGCAAACAAAAAUAAAUAUUUUCAAAAUGCCACGUUUUUCCAGUCCGCAAUUGUGCGUCAUUUCACGUGUGUCGCCUGCGUGCCAACAAUUAUUUUUCAUUUUCGUUUUUUAUGUGCCGCCCAACUCGUAAAUGGUGCCAAAUUGUGGCGAUUUCGAUGAAAUCCGGUCAGUUUUUUUGGGUUUUCAUGAAGUUUGAGUGAAAUUUCACUAGAUUUUAUUGAUUUUACAUGAAAAUAUCGAUUUUUUCAGGUUAUAUCCAUCAAAAAUCAAUUUUUUGAUGGAAAAUCAACGAUUGGAUGGUGAAAGGAGCAAUUUGAUGUGAAUUAAAGUGAGUUGAUAUGAUUUGAAAGUAGAAGAAUAUUGAAUUCCAAUGAAAAUUAUUGAUUUUUCCAGGUUUUUCCACCAAAAAUCGAUUUUUUGGUGGAAAUCGAUGAUUUCUGGAUAUUCGACUUGAAUUCCAAUUAUACAAGUAAGUUGAAAUAAAAACAAAAAUAGGAAGAAGAAGAAAAGUGGGAGAUGACCUAGGUCAAUAACUUCCCAAAAACCCGACUUGUCACAUGUCAAUUUUUGAUAGUUAGGUCAUCUCUCUAAGCCACGCCCCCUUUUCCCCCAUCCCCCAUUUUCUAGUCAUUCUAUUCAUAUUUACCUUUUCACUAUUCACUUUUCUAUUUAUUUUUUUUUGCAGUUCAAUCAAUUGCAUCAACAUAAUUGGGACAAAUAUGCAAAUGUAAGUUUAUUUUUUGAAAUUUAAUUCAAAAUUUAGAAGAAACAUGAACUUUUGCAGAUUUCGGUGGACAAAACAACAAUUGGAUGGAUUGGACACGGGCUUUUGAGGGAAAUGUAAGUAUUUUGGGGUGGUUUUGGGAAAAAAUUAAAUAAUAUGGAGAAGUUUCAGUUUUUCCUGAACCCAAAACCUUGAAAUUUGAAAAUUCAAGGUUUUGGGAGAGGGAAAAGCUGAAAUUUCAGCUAAAACCUAAAAUUUUGAAGAAAACACCAUAGAACCUAGGUUUCAAGCCUGAAAUUUGAGAAAAAUCUCAAAUUUCAGACCUGAAGCCUGAGAAAUCUCAGAUUUCUAGACUGAAGCCUGAGAAAUCUCAGAUUUCUAGACUGAAGCCUGAGAAAUCUCAGGUUUCAGGGCUUGAAGCCUGGAAAAUCUAAAAUUUCAAGCCUGGAAUUUGAGAAAAAGCUCAGAUUUCAAGCUUGAAGCCUGAAAAUUCUGGAAGAAACCACAAAUUUCUAGAAAAAUCCAAAUUUUCGACCAAAUUUCGAGAAAAAUCUAAAUUUUUGGGCCCGAAUUUGGCCUGAAGCCUGAAAAACCUCAAAUUUCAAGUUUGAAGCCUGAGAAAUCUCAGAUUUUAGGCCUGAAAUUAAAAUUUAGUAGAAACAUUUUAGUAAAAUUUAGUAGAAACAUGAAUUUUUUCAGAUUUCGGUGGACAAAACAACAAUUGGAUGAUUGGACACGGGAUUUGGAGUGAAAUGUGAGUAUUUUGGGGUGGUUUAGGGGAAAAAUUAAAUAAUAUGGAGAAGUUUCAGUUUUUCCUGAACCCAAAACCUUGAAAUUUGAAAAUUCAAGGUUUUGGGAGAGGGAAAAGCUGAAAUUUCAGCUAAAACCUAAAAUUUUGAAGAAAACACCAUAGAACCUAGGUUUCAAGCCUGAAAUUUGAGAAAAAUCUCAAAUUUCAGACCUGAAGCCUGAGAAAUCUCAGAUUUCUAGACUGAAGCCUGAGAAAUCUCAGAUUUCUAGACUGAAGCCUGAGAAAUCUCAGGUUUCAGGGCUUGAAGCCUGGAAAAUCUAAAAUUUCAAGCCUGGAAUUUGAGAAAAAGCUCAGAUUUCAAGCUUGAAGCCUGAAAAUUCUGGAAGAAACCACAAAUUUCUAGAAAAAUCCAAAUUUUCGACCAAAUUUCGAGAAAAAUCUAAAUUUUUGGGCCCGAAUUUGGCCUGAAGCCUGAAAAACCUCAAAUUUCAAGUUUGAAGCCUGAGAAAUCUCAGAUUUUAGGCCUGAAAUUAAAAUUUUAGUAGAAACAUGAAUUUUUGCAGAUUUCGGUGGACAAAACAACAAUUGGAUGAGUUGGACACGGGAUUUGGAGUGAAAUGUGAGUAUUUAGGGGUGGUUUUGGGCAAAAAUUAAAUAAUAUGGAGAAGUUUCAGCUUUUCCUGAACCCAAAACCUUGAAAUUUGAAAAUUCAAGGUUUUGGGAGAGGGAAACGCUGAAAUUUCAGCUAAAACCUAAAAUUUUGAAGAAAACACCAUAGAACCUAGGUUUCAAGCCUGAAAUUUGAGAAAAAGCUCAGAUUUCGAGGUUGAAGCCUGAAAAUUCUGGAAAAACCCCAAAUUUCGACAAAAAUCUAAAUUUUCAACCAAAUUUCGAGAAUAAUCCUAAAAUUCAAGUAAAAAGCCCAAACUUUAAGAAACAUUCAAAUUUCUAGGCCGUGAGCCUCAAAUUUCUGAAAAAAACCCCAAAUUUCUAGAAAAAUGUGAAUUUUCGACCAAAUUUCUAGAAAAAUGUGAAUUUUCCACCAAAUUUCGAGAAAAAUCUGAAUUUUGGGCCGAAUCAGGCCGAAUUUCGAGAAAAAUCUAAAUUUUUGGGCCCGAAUUAGGCCUGAAGCCCGAAAAACCUCAGAUUGUGUCUGAAGCCUGAAAUUUACUAAAAAAAGCCCAAAAUUCAAGUAAAAAGCCCAAACUUUAAGAAACAUUCAAAUUUCUAGGCCGUGAGCCCAAAUUUUGAGAAAAAUCGAAAUGUUCAGGCCCGAAGCCUGAAAUUUCUGAAAAAAACCCCGAUUUUCUAGAAAAAUGUGAAUUUUCGACCAAAUUUCGAGAAAAAUCUGAAUUUCUGGUCCGAAUCGGGCCAAAUUUCGAUAAAAAGCCCAAAAAUUCUUAAAAUUUAGGAAUUCAGCUAAAUUUUCAAAAAUAAUUUUAAAACUCCCAAAAUUUUUCAAAUUUCAACUUUUUUUUUUCAGAAAUUGGCAGUUUUCGAACGAAAACAACAAAAAUGGACAAAUCGAGGAUUAAAAAGUCAGUUUUUUGAAAUUUUCUUAAAAAAUACCAAGCUCGCGGAAUUUUCCGCGUGUUGUCCGCGCGGCAUUUCAAGUUAAGAAAAGUUUCCUGAUUUUUAGGCUUAGGCUUAGUUAUCGCCUAGAGAAAAUCGCGAAAUUCUGAGAAAUUUGCGAUUUUGCGCUGAAAAUUACCAGAUUUUCCGCGAGCUUUCCGCGCGGAAAGCUGUUCUCCGGUAAAACAUUAUUUUUCCUGAUGUUUAGGCUUAGGCUUAGUUAUCGCCUAGAGAAAACUGCAAAAUUUAUAAGAAAUUCGCGUGAACCGUGCUGCAGAAUUUCAAUUUUUGGGAUUUUCCGCGUUCGUUCCGCGUGGACACCUUAUUUUAGCUGAUGUUCCUGUUUUUUCGAUUUUGUGCAAAAAAAUGUAUUUUUUCAGAUUUGCUGAGUCGCCAACACACAAAAAUCGACGGAAUCCUUGAUUUUUGUAAAUGUUGAAUUUUUGUAAUAAAUUGUUUUUUUUUCAGUCUGAGUACUGUAGUCAAUUGAUUUUUUGAUUUUUUGCAGUUCGGAUAACUGUAAAUCCAAAUUUCGGAUUUCUAGGCCAUGAGGUUCUGUUUUUCUCUGAAUCCCUAGGAAAUGGCCUAGAAAAUCAAAACCAUUUUGUUUUUGGAUUUCUAGGCCAUUUUCUAAAGUGUCUCAAUGAUAUUUGCAAAUGCCACGUCAUAGCGUUUUUUGCCGGUGUCAACGCGGAGUGUCGUAGUUCGAAGAGCGACCGAAAUUGCCACGUCAAAGCUUACAAAUUUCUUUCGAAACUACGACACUCCGCUUUGACAAGGCACACUCUGCGCUCUUCUAGCUUGUAACUACGACACUCCACGUUGACACCCGUCAAAUUGUUUCCAGUAAUUGGUUUGUGCCGAUCAGUGUGUUCUACAUGUGCACAGGUUUGGCGAUUUCCACAAUUGUACUUGACAUCGGAUCAAUCUACGUGCGAAAAUUGCACUUCAUCGGAAAAAAGAUCAAAAAUAUUGCGAAUAUUCGAAUUUGGUUUGGCGCCAGGAAGUGAGUUUUUUUUGUCGGGUGUAAACGCGGAGCAUCGUUGUUUCUUCUUCAUUACACUUUGAAACGUAAAAAAUCCCUGAUCCUCCAGCUAGGAUUUCAAAUAAACAACGAUGCUCCGCGUUUACACAUUAACCCCUGAUCUUUUCAGCUUGGAAGUUCGAGAGCUGAUCACAGCCGUCGGUCAAAACAUCGGUAUCGAUCAGAAUGUGAUAGCCGACAUUGAUAUCGAUACAUUGGUCAAGACUGCGAUUCAAGUGAAAUUGGGAAGAUUGUCACGAGUUCCGCAAACUCAUAUGAUUGUUGAGGGAAUUUGGCCGCCUGAAUUGGUGCCGUUGUUUAUGAAGGUAGGGGUGGAAUUGCGGAGCAUCGUUGUAGUUCUCAAUUUUUUCCCCAGGACGGACAAUUUCCGCUGUUCGUCGAUUCGGAAGAUGAUCUUCGAGAUCUCAAACAACCUCCGCCACCCAAAAAAGGCACACAAUUCGUAGGGGCUCAAGAUUGA